AUGCACUCGGCUUCCAGUAUGCUGGGAGCGGUGAAGAUGGAAGGGCACGAGCCGUCCGACUGGAGCAGCUACUACGCGGAGCCCGAGGGUUACUCCUCCGUGAGCAACGUGAACGCUGCUGGCCUGGGGAUGAACGGCAUGAACACGUACAUGAGCAUGUCCGCGACCGCCAUGGGCAGCGGUUCGGGCAACAUGAGCGCUGGAUCCAUGAACAUGUCUUCGUACGUGGGCGCAGGCAUGAGCCCAUCCUUGACUGGCAUGUCCCCGGGCGCAGGCGCCAUGGCAGGCAUGAGUGGUGCGGCUGGUGCGGCAGGGAUUGGGCCGCACCUGAGUCCUAGCUUGAGUCCGCUUGGGGGGCAAGCGGCCGGGGCUAUGGGCAGCCUGGCCCCAUAUGCCAACAUGAACUCUAUGAGCCCCAUGUAUGGGCAGGCUGGCCUAAGCCGCGCGCGCGACCCAAAGACUUACAGGCGCAGCUACACUCACGCCAAGCCACCCUACUCUUAUAUCUCGCUCAUCACCAUGGCCAUUCAGCAAAGUCCCAACAAGAUGCUGACGCUGAGUGAGAUCUACCAGUGGAUCAUGGACCUGUUCCCCUUCUACCGGCAGAACCAGCAGCGCUGGCAGAACUCGAUUCGCCACUCUCUGUCUUUCAACGACUGCUUCCUCAAAGUGCCACGCUCGCCUGACAAACCCGGCAAAGGCUCCUUCUGGACCCUGCACCCAGACUCAGGCAACAUGUUCGAGAAUGGCUGCUAUCUGCGUCGCCAGAAGCGCUUUAAGUGUGAGAAGCAGCUGGCUCUGAAGGAGGCGGCGGGUGCUUCAGGUGGAAACAAGAAAUCGGCUGCCCAAGCCGCACAGGGUCAGCUAGGGGAGACUGCCCGGCCAGCCUCCGAGCCAGCAGGCACAGAGUCGCCCCAUUCGAGCGCCUCUCCAUGUCAAGAGCAUAAGCGAGGGCCUCUGGGGGAGCUGAAGGGGACGCAGGGCGCAGCGCUUAGCCCACCAGAGCCAGCGCCCUCUCCAGGGCAGCAGCAGCAGGCCUCUACCCACCUGCUGGGCCAGCCACACCAUCCAGGUCUGCCCCCUGAGGCCCACCUUAAGCCAGAGCACCACUAUGCCUUCAACCACCCCUUCUCCAUCAACAACCUCAUGUCCUCAGAGCAACAGCACCACCAUAGCCACCACCACCACCAACCCCAUAAAAUGGACCUUAAAGCCUAUGAACAGGUGAUGCACUAUCCUGGGUAUGGCUCCCCUAUGCCAGGUAGCCUAGCCAUGGGCCCAGUCACGAACAAAACGGGCCUGGAUGCCUCACCACUGGCCACAGACACCUCCUAUUAUCAGGGGGUGUACUCUCGGCCAAUUAUGAACUCCUCUUAA
This is a messenger RNA of Elephantulus edwardii (Cape elephant shrew), 1377 nucleotides long. It is a transcript of the gene FOXA2, whose product is annotated as forkhead box A2. The record is from RefSeq and is a predicted model, not a curated record. The transcript has 2 exons. NCBI's taxonomy places the organism in Eukaryota, Metazoa, Chordata, Mammalia, Macroscelidea, Macroscelididae. Gene Ontology annotation, molecular function: RNA polymerase II cis-regulatory region sequence-specific DNA binding; protein domain specific binding; transcription factor binding. Gene Ontology annotation, biological process: cell differentiation; anatomical structure morphogenesis; regulation of transcription by RNA polymerase II. The coding region runs from base 1 to 1377 and encodes 458 amino acids.